AUGUGCAAGGCCACGCUUGUGCAAGCUUUACUGUUUAUGUGUCUGUGCUACCAGAAUUUAUGGAUUACUUAUGGCGCUACACUUUCUCCUCUGCGAAUUAGUCAUCCUGUAAAAUCGCAACAAAGAAAUAAUGAAUAUCUACCACCCUUCACGGCGGAGACGGAGGUUGAGAAAUCCAUCAACUACAGUUCCAACACAAUCCGACCACCUACCACAUACCAAGCACAACAAGCGAACAAAAUCCACCAGCCAACACAACAGUUUGCCAGCAAAAACUUAAGUAACACACAGCAAGCCACAAAAAAUCUCUACACUUCAUAUGCAGCACCGGCCUCUGGCUCGGCACCAUUUUUAUACUCGCAACCGCUGGCCGCCAAUCAAGUUCCGUUGCCCACGCUAUUUCCCAAGUCCUUGGUGGAGCACCUCUCACCAGCUGCACAAACGCCAACGCAAAUGCAAAUGCAACAGCUACAACAACGGCAGCAGCAGCAACAGCAGCUACAAAAACAACAGCAAUCGUUAUACACUGAUUAUACGAAGCAAUUAACCAGCGAUCUGCCACUCGCCAAUACACCGUUGCUCAUGGUCGAAGAGCCCACAUCGUCCCUGCUGACGCCUAGUCAAAAUCUCACCUUGGAGGCAGCGCGUAUUUUAGCAUCCACCCUAUUGGAAGCCAAUGGUGAAGCGCCGCUAGAAACACCUGGCCUGGCGCCGCUGUCGAAUCCCAGCGCUUUGGAACUGCCAAAUAAGCUCAACAGCACCGAUGUUUUGAUCUUGAAAUCGCAGAAGAACGCCUACAUCAUACCAGCGCCGUUGGCCAAAGAUGCCAGAAACCCGACCAACGCACGAGCGCUCUAUCAAAUGCGCGAUCAAUUGGACAAAGCUUACACCAUAAAUCAAUUUGUGUUCAUCAUAAAACCGGAGCGAAUCAAUUUCUUGAAUAAAUUGGUUUAG
Molecule: messenger RNA, 954 nt
Organism: Bactrocera tryoni
Lineage: Eukaryota; Metazoa; Arthropoda; Insecta; Diptera; Tephritidae
Product: ras guanine nucleotide exchange factor P-like
Exons: 4
Coding region: 1-954 (317 amino acids)
Source: RefSeq, a predicted model, not a curated record